CACAGUUCCUACCAGUCGUCACCACCCUGAUAGUUACUUUAAAUGGUGAAGAGAAACUAGGGAUAGCGUUUGAUAAGGGUUUGUAUAAAAUCAGAUAAUAAAAAAACAACAACAGCUUGUUAUUAGUUGUGCUUGUGAUCGAAAUACUCGUGGAUACUGCUGCAAUAUUUGCAUAUUGGUAAAAGAUUUGCUAAUGAUGCAGCCGAUGAGAUGCAGCACACGAGGAAUGAUUGCUGUAGUUGGAUCUCCCUGGUGUCCUGUUAACAACACAUGAAGCUAAGCACUAGCACUCCUGGUGUGUGUCCAUCCAACAGAGAGCUGGUAUAAAUCUAUCAUGGAGACAGACAGGCUAUCAAAACCCCCAAAAGACAAAGCAACUUCAGUGAAAGGACUGACACAGACCUGGCAGAAAUGGUCUGAAGAUCACAAGGAUUAUCAGAAACACAAUCCAUUCACAAGUGAUGAGGUGAUGGCCUUUCGUCCCGAGUGGGGUCAGGAGGACUAUGGCCGACCUCCGGAGGGAUCUCACACUGACCGCAGAGGGAAGGAAGCUCACUCCCACAUUGGCAGGGAGGUGACAGAGCUGUGCCAGAUUAUUAGAGAAAUUGGGCACAGGCGAGAAGACGGGAGACGGGAAAUUGAGUUUGGCACGCUGUUUGAACAUUAUGUCUCAAUUUCGAACAAGCUGGUGGGAGUGCUGCUCCGGGCACGGAAACAAGGGCUUGUGCAAUUUGAGGGAGAGAUGCUAUGGCAAGGGAAAGAUGAUCGAGUGCUUAUCUCACUGCUUCCAUAAGUAAUUAUUAAAAUACAAAUGAAUGCUAAAUAUUAAUUGUGUGGUUUUCUUUAAUUGCAUAGGGUGCAUUUGGAUAAGGCCAGUAUCCUUGGCUUUUCUCUGACUGAGUUCACAGUUGCACCAAAGCUUAAAUUCUGGCUUGCUUGAGUGGACUUGACUCAGUGACACAUGCAUUAAGGGAGCAGUGUGUAAUCUUUAGAGCCUUUCGCAGUCUGCUCCGGAAAUUGCAACUGCAAUGAAAACAUUUACACGAUUACCCAUACCUCCCAGCUGCCUCUAACCUCUGUGCUGAAACUGUUUAUGCCUUGUCAGUUUCUGUUUAGGAUAAAAUGGACAGUAUUGCUUUUGCUCGGUUUGGAGCAUAUUUUCAUAGUAUCCAAGAUGUCUUAAGUAAUCUACACAUGAAUAUUUGCCAAGACUAAAAAUGACAAAAUUUCUCCGUAGAAGAUACCAGUGUAUGUUUUUAUUUUUUAGACUACAAUCUAAGUUUGCAUGAUUAUCAUAUUAUAUGGUUUAUUAAUUUAGACAUUUUGGAACAAACAGGCAAGCUUGAAGCAUACACACCAGUAAUAGACUUCAUUAUUUUCUAUACCUGCAUGGGUAGCAUCAACAUGCAUAUUAAAACACAGAAAUGAUAUCUUUAUAUUUAUGGAUACUACUAUUAUUAUUAUAUGCUUAUUUGUAGCACCUGGGUGUUUUUUAGAUCAUAGAAACUGGAAAUUUAAAUCACGGCAGUUCAUGAUCAUCUGUGUAAAUAUGUAGGCUUGAAGCUGGCUUUACUUCA
This is a messenger RNA of Hemibagrus wyckioides, 1577 nucleotides long. Its product is annotated as actin-binding Rho-activating protein-like. The transcript is spliced from 2 exons. The coding region runs from base 335 to 793 and encodes 152 amino acids. The record is from RefSeq and is a predicted model, not a curated record. NCBI's taxonomy places the organism in Eukaryota, Metazoa, Chordata, Actinopteri, Siluriformes, Bagridae. Gene Ontology annotation, molecular function: actin binding. Gene Ontology annotation, biological process: positive regulation of Rho protein signal transduction.